AUGGAGCUAUUAAGCAAACCUUAUGCAAUUGCUACUUUGCUACUUAUUGCAAUAUUUCUACCUAGCCUUCAAGUAACAGAGGCGCAAAUUGGUGUAUGUUAUGGAAGACUCGGGAACAACCUACCAUCCCAACAAGAAGUAGUAGCGUUGUAUAGAAAUAACGGAAUAACACGAAUGAGAUUGUAUGGUCCCGAUCCAGGGUCUCUCCAAGCCCUAAGAAAUUCAAACAUAGGGCUAAUCCUCGACGUGCCUAACUCCGAUGUCACAUCACUGGGCUCUAAUGCUGCAGCCGCAAACACCUGGGUCCAAAACAAUGUAGUCCCUUACGCGUCAAAUGUAAAUUUUCGUUACAUUUCAGUAGGUAACGAAAUCACGCCUAAUGAUGCUGUUGAUAAGUAUUAG
Chenopodium quinoa (quinoa) is the source of this 402-nucleotide messenger RNA. Its product is annotated as glucan endo-1,3-beta-glucosidase-like. NCBI's taxonomy places the organism in Eukaryota, Viridiplantae, Streptophyta, Magnoliopsida, Caryophyllales, Amaranthaceae. The coding region runs from base 1 to 402 and encodes 133 amino acids. Gene Ontology annotation, biological process: carbohydrate metabolic process. The transcript has 2 exons. Gene Ontology annotation, molecular function: hydrolase activity, hydrolyzing O-glycosyl compounds. Gene Ontology annotation, cellular component: plasma membrane. The record is from RefSeq and is a predicted model, not a curated record.